This is a messenger RNA of Pantherophis guttatus, 4316 nucleotides long. It is a transcript of the gene NTN4, whose product is annotated as netrin 4. NCBI's taxonomy places the organism in Eukaryota, Metazoa, Chordata, Lepidosauria, Squamata, Colubridae. The record is from RefSeq and is a predicted model, not a curated record. Gene Ontology annotation, cellular component: laminin trimer. Gene Ontology annotation, biological process: cell migration; basement membrane assembly; substrate adhesion-dependent cell spreading. Gene Ontology annotation, molecular function: protein binding.
CACUCGGGACAAGGAGACGAGCCGGAGGGGCGGGAGAGGAGGAUCGGCGCCUCUUCUUAAUGCACCUGGCCGGGGAUCCCCCAGCGGGGAGAAAUAGGCGGCGGCAGAGGCGGCGAGGGAACAGGGCUGGCGGUGAUCGGCUACGACCAGGAGCGAAAAAGAUGCCCGCGGUAGCGCCCGCAGUUCGGGUUGGCUCGAUCGGUCCUCCGGCCGUCGCCCUACGGGGGGGACCUCUGGCGAGGGAGGCUGGCUGUCGUCCUUAGCGGCGCCCAGAUCGAGGGUUCGCGCCCACAGGACUGCAUGCCUGCUCGGUGCCCCGCGCUCCGCCAUGAGGAGUCCCUUCUGGCAUCUCGUGUUGCUGGGCUGCUCUGCAGGAUUGAGUAGUAUUCCUGGAACUGGGUCUCGCUGUGAGAAGGCAUGCAAUCCUCAAAUGGGAAACCUAGGUCAUGGACGUAAAUUGUGGACAGAUACAACAUGUGGAUACAACUCCACAGAAUUAUACUGUUCUUAUAGUGAAAAUACAGACCUCUUAUGCAAGCGGCCUAAGUUUAGCAAAUGCAACUCUAUGAAUACACAUCUGGCUCAUCCACCUUCUGCUAUGGUUGAUUCAUCUUUUAGAUUACCACACACAUGGUGGCAAUCAGCACAAGGAGUAGAGAGGGAGAAGAUCCAGCUCAAUUUGGAAACUGAAUUUUAUUUCACUCAUUUGAUCAUGAUAUUCAAGUCACCAAGACCAGCAGCCAUGGUCCUAGAGCGAUCUCAGGAUUUUGGAAAAACUUGGAAGCCUUAUAAGUAUUUUUCCAUCAACUGUUCAGCAGCCUUUGAGUUGGAUGAUGAUGUAACUAAGAAAGACGCACUUUGCACUUCAAGAUACUCCAGCCAUUUCCCCUGCACUGGAGGAGAGGUUAUAUAUCGAGCUCUGUCACCUCCAAACUCUGCUGAUGACCCUUACAGUCCUAAAAUUCAGGCACAGUUGAAAAUCACCAACCUUCGAGUGCAACUGCUAAAGCGACAAUCCUGCCCAUGUCAUAGCAAUGAUCUGAAUGCAAACCCACCACAGCUAACUUACUACGCAAUCUAUGAUUUUAUUGUGAAGGGGAGCUGUUUUUGCAAUGGCCAUGCAGAUCGCUGUGCACCUCUUAAAGGUUUUAGGCCUGUCAAAGGAGCAGGAGUCUUCCAUGUGGUCCAUGGGAGAUGCAUUUGUAAACAUAAUACUGCAGGAACUCAUUGUCAGCAUUGUGCCCCUCUUUACAAUGACCAACCUUGGCUUGCUGCAAAUGGCCAAACAGGCGCUCCAAAUGGAUGCAAAUCUUGUAAAUGCAAUGGGCACUCUGACACUUGUCACUUUGAUAUGGACACAUGGCUGGCAUCAGGGAACCAAAGUGGGGGCAUUUGUGACAACUGUCAACAUAAUACUGAAGGACAACAUUGUGAACGUUGCAAGCCAGGCUUUUAUCGAGAUCUUAGAAAGCCUUUUUCUGCUCCUGACACCUGCAAAUUGUGCUCUUGCAACCCCAUUGGAUCAGCCAUGCUUCCUUUUAGCAACAGCACUUUCUGUGACCCUAGCAAUGGUGAUUGUCCCUGCAAACCUGGAGUGUCUGGUCCUCAGUGUGAUCGGUGUAUGGUAGGAUACUGGGGAUUUGGACAUUAUGGCUGUCAACCAUGUGAUUGUGCAGGAAGUUGUGAUUCAAUCAAUGGAGACUGCAUCAACAGCAAUAGAGACAUAGAGUGGUACCAUGAAUUCCCUGGUCUCUAUUCUGCCCUUAACAAGAGUGAAGUAGCUUGGGAGUGGGAGGAAGAACAAGGAUACUCUGCUCUUCGACAUUCAGGCAAGUGUGAAUGUAAAGACCAAGUUCUGCAAAAUUUUAAGAUCUUUUGUGCCAUGAAAUAUACAUAUGUGGUAAAGGCAAAGAUUUUGUCUGCUCAUGAUAAAGGGUCUCAUGCUGAGGUCAAUGUGAUGAUCCAGAAAGUACUGAAAUCUACAAAACUGAAGAUUUUGCAAGGAAAACGGAUUCUUUACCCAGAAUCAUGGACUAACCGAGGUUGUACCUGCCCAAUACUUAAUCCUGGAUUGAAAUAUCUUGUAGCUGGAUAUGAAGAUGUUCAUACAAGCAGACUGAUAGUCAAUAUGAAAAGCUUUGUUCACCAGUGGAAAUCAGCUCUGGGGAAAAAGAUCUUACAGGUUUUUAAAAAAUGUGUCUGAAAAGGGCAUUUGUUUAUGCAUAAAAACAUAUGUGUAAGCUUCAUGAACAACCUCUGAGAUUAAAACUGGAAUGUGAGGGAACAGUGCCAAAUGUAGUAUAAAAAGAACUUUAAUUCAUAACCCAUUCACUUUGUCUCAAAACACCUCAUUUCAGAUUGCAGAAAUAGUUGGAGCUCUCUUACACAACCCCCUUUUUUCUUGCAAUAGGAUGAGAAGUAUGAACUAAAUGUAACAAUCCACAAGUGAGGUAAUAAGAUAUACAUCCACAUCUGCAUUCCUGCAGCUCUAGCAUUUCCAUUUUAUCAACAAUCAUCAGUUUGGUUUGGUCAAAGCAUUUUGUGAACAGAAUUUCCUCACAGUUUUUUUCUGGACUGGAACAAGAUACUUAAAAGUAAAACCCAUUAAUUUGGCAGAAUAUGCCUUGUCAUUACUUUCUUAAAGUUUUCCUAAUCAAUAUAGAUUUAAUAUCCAAUUUAAAUAUUUUAUUUAAGCCGCACAGAAAUGUAUGGAUAAUUUAAAAGUUGAAGCUUUCAUUUUCUUCUUUGGAAAUAUGUAUAUACACUUGUGAUGGAUAAAGUAAUUGCUGUUAUUUGUACUGUUGUAAUGAAUGAGAUUAACUGAAUGCUACAUUAGUAUAUUGCAAUCAUAAAGGAGAAUUUGGUUAGGUUUAUAUUCAGGUUUCUGUAGAUAUACUGUAAAUGGAAAUGACCAAUAUAUUAAUGGUCAUUUAUAAAAGCAGUACAUAAGAUCUCCACUGAAGUACAAAAGUGUUGUGGCCCGCUGGCGGCCAGCAGAGCUGGCAGCAGAGUCAGACAGUGAGGAGGUGGGGGAGGAACAUGGGCCAGUCCUGGGGGCUAGGGAAAGCUCAAAGGCUCUGCAUUGGAGGUGGAGAGGGAGCUAGACAGCAGUGAGGCAGAGGAACAGCUGGAGCCUGUUCCCAGUGUACACAUGCGCAGAGCUGCCAGAAGACAAGAACAACUAAGAAAGCAGAGUCGACUUAGGAGUAAAGCUACACCUUGGAGGCCCUUCCCAUAGGAAACAAAAGAGGCGUGAACGGGGAGUGGGCUUUUGCAGGAAAUAAUUCAUUUGUUUGGUUGUUUCAAGAGUGGGAAGAUCUGUCCGUGACUCUGUGCCAAGUUUUGCCUUGCACUGCAUUUGGAAACUAGUUACCUGGCAAGUGAGAUAAGGUCUGUGUUGAUAAAUAUUCCUUUGAAAGACUGUUUGCCAGGCCUUGCUAACUGUGAAUGAAAGAAAUUCACAGUCGGGUAAAUAAAAGGGGUUUUGCCAUGACCAAGACUCUGCUUCCUGCUUUUUAAGGGAGCCUAGGUCAGAACAAAAAGAAUGCUGACUCAAGUUGGUUAAAUCAAUGGCUUUUGGGGGUUGUGCAGGAUGUUGCAGUCAUGAGCACUUAAAACAAGUAAUGAAAUGGAAUCGAUCCCUUUACUAGAAUUUUGACUUCAAAUACUUUAUAUAUAAAGCACUUUAUUACCUGCCCCCUUCCAGUGUGAGCAAUCUAAUAUUGGGGAACAGGGACAGCACAGGAGAAAGGAUGAGGGAACAGAAUCUUGCUAAACCUAUUAGGAUAAUUGCUUUCCUUGUAACAUAGCAAAAGCCAUUCAGAAAAGCUAAAGAUAACUUAUGAAAAAGAAUAUAUUUACACUGGAGCUCCAACUUCAAAAUAAUAAUUUGAUUUGAUUGAUAUCAGUAAACAUAAAAAAAAUGGAAGUUUAUGAAAAAUGUGGUGAACUUGCCUAGCAUUAUGCUGGCUUUAGUUUCUACUUUUAUAAUAUUUAAAUUUAAACUGUUUUCUUAAAUUGUCAUCUUCUGCUUCUAUAUAUGGUGUACAUACUCUUUCAAAAUUGCAUAUAUUUUAUAUAUCAAGAACUUCAUCACUGGCAUUUACACUGUUCUGUUAACACAAACGCAAGCACUAACAUAUCCUAUUUAUAUGAACAUACAAAAAAGAAAGGCAAAGGCACCAUACAACGUAAAUAAAAGUCAUCCAUGGCUCAUCUGUUAUUUUUUAUUGUGAUCCUAUGGAUUCUUUAAAAUGAUACUGUUUUAGAUGUUGUUUUUCUAUUUUAUGUAUAUAAUAAAUAUGUUACAAUUCUAA